UAAUUCAAGCUUAUGGUCCAAGACACUUUUUAAAGUCUUGCCGUGGAGGGUGUUUGGUCUUCUCCGCUGCCAAUAUAUACACACACACACACCUAGUGCUCAAUGCCAUAAUAUCAUUCACCAAAAUCAACAGAAGGAAUAGGAAUGGACGGACAGCAGCCAUGGAGGCCCAGAUUGUCGUUCAGGAGCGCCACCAUAAUGAUGUGCUUGCUGAACGUCAUCACAGCUCUUCUUUUGCUUCAGGGCUUUCUCUUCUCUACUUCUUCUCGCUCCAAAUCCUCACCCAGUUCAGCCACACUCAGGUAUAUCAGAGAAUCUGAAGAGAUCCGUCUUGCUAUGCGACCCUUGGAACUAAUAAAAAGAGUGAGGGAAAUCCAACGAGAAGCAUCUGGAGAACCAGAAACACUCCAAGAGAAAGACACAAGGCAGACAGUUGCAGUUGACCUUUCAAAAAGAUUGAAGGAUCUGCAUGCUACUAAUGAUGCUAACAGUUUGAAAGCCUUGGAAGAGUGGCGUAAACGGAAGAUGGAACGAGCAAGACUGCGUGACCUGGAGAAAAAUGGAACUCACACAUCUCAAGCUUGAACCAUCUCUCUCAUCUUGUUGAUCGCUUGAAUUUGAACACCGAAGUUGUCUGGAAAUCGUAUUGUACAUGUGUAUCUAAACUCUGAAUUGAUAACAAAGAACAUUUAUAUGAUUAUACAUAAAGUUGUCAGGAAAUCGUAUUUUA
Rosa chinensis is the source of this 730-nucleotide messenger RNA. RefSeq lists its product as uncharacterized. The transcript is spliced from 4 exons. The coding region runs from base 145 to 585 and encodes 146 amino acids. The record is from RefSeq and is a predicted model, not a curated record. Lineage: Eukaryota; Viridiplantae; Streptophyta; Magnoliopsida; Rosales; Rosaceae.